AUGAGUUGGAGUGGAUUUAAAAAAGCUAUUAAUAGGGCUGGUAAUAAUGUUAUGAUUAAAAGUAGUGAUCGUGUUACUGAUCGAGAAUAUGAUACUGAAGAACGUCGAUAUAAGACUUUACAAAGAGCUGGUGAAAGUCUUCAAAAGGAGGGUAAAGGAUUUUUAGAUUCUUUAAGAGCAGUAUGUGCAUCUCAAGUGGCCAUUGCUGAAGUCAUUGCCAAUUUAUACGAUGAUGCAAAAUAUAGUGGUAAGAGUGAUUAUAAUAUGGGUGAAUAUUAUUUACAGUGUGUCAAAGAUUUUGAUACAGAGACAUGUAAACAAUUAGAUGGACCAAUAAGAGAGGCGGUUUUGGAUCCAAUAAAUAAAUUUUGUACUUAUUUCAAAGAGAUUGAUGAAGCUAUUAAGAAAAGAGAACAUAAGAAACAAGAUUAUGAAGCUUCCAAGGCUAAAGUUCGCAAAUUGAUUGAUAAACCAUCUAAGGAUUCAUCGAAAUUACCAGUUGCCGAGAAGGAAUUAAAUCUAGUGAAAGAUGUUUUUAAUCAUCUGAAUGAACAAUUGAAAAUGGAGUUACCACAAUUGGUAUCGCUGCGUGUUCCUUAUUUCGAUCCAAGUUUUGAAGCUAUCGUGAAGAUUCAACUAAGGUUUUGUACAGAUGGGUAUAGUAGAUUAGCACAGAUCCAACAAUACCUCGACCAACAAUCGCGUGAUGAUUAUGCGAACGGGCUGUUAGACACCAAGAUCGAAGAUCUAUUACAUCAAAUGACUAGUCUUGAUAUAUGUGCUAUGGGUAUUAAAUAG
Molecule: messenger RNA, 798 nt
Organism: Henningerozyma blattae CBS 6284
Lineage: Eukaryota; Fungi; Ascomycota; Saccharomycetes; Saccharomycetales; Saccharomycetaceae
Exons: 1
Coding region: 1-798 (265 amino acids)
Biological process (GO): endocytosis; actin cortical patch localization; plasma membrane tubulation
Cellular component (GO): Rvs161p-Rvs167p complex; mating projection tip; medial cortex
Molecular function (GO): lipid binding; protein binding
Source: RefSeq, a predicted model, not a curated record